This is a messenger RNA of Penaeus monodon (black tiger shrimp), 1257 nucleotides long. RefSeq names its product basic proline-rich protein-like. Lineage: Eukaryota; Metazoa; Arthropoda; Malacostraca; Decapoda; Penaeidae. The record is from RefSeq and is a predicted model, not a curated record.
CCCUCCCCCCCCCCCCCUUGCCCCCCCCCCCCCCCCCCCCCCCCCCCCCCCCCCCCCCCCCCCCCCCCCCCCCCCCCCCCCCCCCCCCCCCCCCCCCCCCCCCUCCUCCUGCCCCCCCCCCCCCCCCCUCCUCCUGCCCCCUCCCAUGCCCCCCCCCCCCUCCUGCCCCCCUUUCCCCUGCCCCCCCCCAUGCCCCCACCCUCUCCUCCCCCCUCCCAUGCCCCCACCCUCCUCCUGCCCCCCCCCCAAAGCCCCCCACCCUCCCCUGCCUCCCCCCCUGCCCCGCACCCUCCCCCCCCCCUCCCCCCCCCCCCCCCCCCCCCCUCCUCCUGCCCCCCUCCCAUGCCCCCACCCUCCUCCUCCCCCCCCCCCUCCCCCCCCCCUCCCCCCUGCCCCCCCCCUGCCCCCACCCUCCCCCUCCCCCCCCCCCUGCCCCCCCCUCCCCCUGCCCCCUCCCAUCCCCCCCACCCCUCCUGCCCCCCCCCCAUCCCCCCCACCCUUUUCCCCAUGCCCCCUCCAUGCCCCCCCCCCUCCUCCCCCCCCCCCAUGCCUCCCCCCCCUCCUGCCCCCCUCCAUCCCCCCCACCCUCCUCCCUCCCCCCUCCCGCCCCACCCCUCCUCCUCCCCCCCCCCAUGCCCCCCCCCCUCUCCCCCCCCUCCAUGCCCCCCCUCCUCCUUCCCCUCCAUGCCCCCCCCCAUGCCCCCCCCCCCCCCCCCUCCAUCCCCCCACCCUCCUCCUGCCCCCCUCCCAUCCCCCCCCCACCCCCCCCCCUCCCCCCCCCUCCCAUCCCCCCCAGCCCCCCCCCCAUCCCCCCCCCCACCCCACCCCCCUCCUGCCCCCCUCCCAUGCCCCCCCCCUCCUCUGCCCCCCCCAUCCCCCCACCCUCCUCCUCCCCCCUCCCAUCCCCCCCACCCUCCUCCUGUCCCCCCCCCCUCCAUGCCCCCCCCCUCCUCCUGCCCCCCUCCCAUGCCCCCCACCCUCCUCCUGCCCCCCUCCAUGCCCCCACCCUCCUCCUCCCCUCCCCCCCCCCCCCCCCCCCCUCCUCCUGCCCCCCCCCCCCCCCCCUCCCCUGCCCCCCCUCCCUGCCCCCACCCUCCUCCCCCCCCCCCCAUGCCCCCACCCUCCUCCUGCCCCCCUCCCAUGCCCCCCCCUCCUCCUGCCCCCUCCAUGCCCCUCCCUCCUCCCCCCCCUCCCAUGCCCCCACACCCUCCUCCUGCCCCCCCCAUGGCCCCCCCCCUCCUGCCCCCCUCCCCCCCC